AUGUUACCACAAAAACGACCUUUACAUCCUCUUCAACAAGACUUGACCUCAUUCAACUUGGAACGUGUCAUACAACAGUAUGCAACACAACCUGACUUAUUAGAACUCAUCCUUUCCAGCAAGGUAGAAGAAGAUCGUCGACGUGCUGAAGAAGCCAAAUUGAAACGAAAAGAAAUUGAUUAUAUUUUACAACAACAACAAAAGUCAAAACAUAACGAUGAACCAGAAAAGGAAACUGAUAUUACUUUUGGUACUCGAACACAAAAACGACGAUUACCUUCUCCUCCUUCACCCUCUUUAUCUUCUACUACUUCUUCAACACCUCCUGCUACUCUUCAACCUUCUUUAUCUUCUGAUUGGUCACCACCACCCCAACAACGAUCAAAUCACUCGAUCGAGUGGCGUUCAUCUUCUAUUAUUUUACCACCUUUGACAUCAUCACCUACAUCUUCUUCUUCCUCCUCAUCAUCAUUUUCUCCGCAACUUGGCCCUGUUUCUCUUCCUCAUACUGAUAGUCUACUCAAACCUUCCAUUUAUCCUUCAGUAAAGAGCCCCAAAAGAUUAUCAGAUACAUCAUUCAACGCUAACCGAAAAAGUCUGACCAUAGAUCACGAGGAAAUGUCGUCGUUAGUCAGUCAUCAUCAUCAUCAAGAUCAAACUCCACCUUCUCCACCUAGUGAAAAGUAUAUUGAUUCAACUACAUCCUCCAAAUCUACAGGAACUCCCAUCAAGCGAAGAAGAAGAGAAAUGCAAGCCAUCACCACUAUUAUUGAAACCAAGGAAUUCCCUUACAAUGAUGAUUACUUGUGGCGCAACAAUGGUAAUACAAUUCACAAGAAAACUGGAAACAAAAGUAUUUAUUACAAAUGUGCCAAUAGUCAACAGGGUUGUCCUGUGAACAAGACAUGUACUUUACGCCAAGAUACUGGAGAAUAUCUUAUUAAAUAUAGAGGAACUCAUCUACCUGAAUGUAGUACGAUUAAACGGAUCAAUGAAGUCCAGUAA
Halteromyces radiatus is the source of this 1005-nucleotide messenger RNA. RefSeq lists its product as uncharacterized. Gene Ontology annotation, biological process: regulation of DNA-templated transcription. NCBI's taxonomy places the organism in Eukaryota, Fungi, Mucoromycota, Mucoromycetes, Mucorales, Cunninghamellaceae. The transcript has 3 exons. The record is from RefSeq and is a predicted model, not a curated record. Bases 1 to 1005 code for a protein of 334 amino acids. Gene Ontology annotation, molecular function: sequence-specific DNA binding; DNA-binding transcription factor activity.